AUAAAAACAAUAAAUUGACGGUUUUAUUACUUUUAAUGGGUAUAAAACUUGCAGGUCUGGCAAGCAAAACAAUCAAUUAAUGCCCAAAGUCAAUAAGGAUAAGUUGUAUCGAUCGUCAUGUUAAGAUAUUUGUGUUUAAUAGUGUUGAUUUCCACCAUUUAUGGUGCUCCAGUGGAUGAUACUGCUAGCAGUCAUGAUGUACAUCCAACUCAUGUCAACUCAAAUCCUUUGCAUAUCUCCUCACAUGCUGUUGACGAGCAUGUGCAGGAGGGUGACCUGAAAAAGCUGACCACCAAACCACCAAAAGUUGUGGAAAUAUUAGAAUCUGGUUCUGAACAUCAGGUAGAUGGUUCUUAUAGUUUCCAUUAUCGUGGAGCUGAUGGCAGUUUCCGCGAAGAAACAGCUGUUGUAAAAAAUCAGGGUAUGGAUAACGAGUAUUUGGAGAUAAACGGUGCUUAUUCGUUCUUUGAUUCUGAUGGCAAAGAGGUAGUAGUGCACUACAAAGCAGAUGAUAAAGGUUUUGUUCCAGUAGGUAAUAAUAUACCCGAUGCUAUAUCACUGGCAGCCAGGGAAAACAGUCAACUUCCUCCUAUCAAAAAAGAUGACGACGAUGAUGAUGACGAUGAAUGAUUUCGUAGCCAGCCAAGACAAUGUUUCUAAGACGAUUGCUAAAAACUACAUAAAAUAGUCACUCAUUAAUUAUUAUUAUUUCGCAUUUAAAUUUAUAACAUUUAUUAAAAAAAUUUCACGAUAAAAAUUAA
Messenger RNA from Calliphora vicina (urban bluebottle blowfly), 761 nucleotides. It is a transcript of the gene Cpr78E, whose product is annotated as Cuticular protein 78E. Gene Ontology annotation, molecular function: structural constituent of chitin-based larval cuticle. Lineage: Eukaryota; Metazoa; Arthropoda; Insecta; Diptera; Calliphoridae. The record is from RefSeq and is a predicted model, not a curated record. Bases 118 to 630 code for a protein of 170 amino acids. Gene Ontology annotation, cellular component: chitin-based extracellular matrix. The transcript is spliced from 2 exons.